Messenger RNA from Annulohypoxylon truncatum, 2025 nucleotides. RefSeq lists its product as uncharacterized. Bases 182 to 1900 code for a protein of 572 amino acids. Gene Ontology annotation, molecular function: nucleic acid binding. The record is from RefSeq and is a predicted model, not a curated record. Lineage: Eukaryota; Fungi; Ascomycota; Sordariomycetes; Xylariales; Hypoxylaceae. The transcript has a single exon.
CUAUUGCUUAUCUAAGCUCAAGCUUAAGGGAGGGACGGCGGAUGAAAAUAAAAGUGGAGCAGGGCGCUAAGUAAGGGAACUUGAUUUCUUCAACUAUUUCUUCAAGGCUUCAACUACCACCAUACAGAGCCGACAAAACGAAAGCUCUGCCUGCGCGCAAUGGAUUCGCAUUAGCACAAACAUGGCUGCCGCUCCCACACACUCCGAACCUUCAGUACCCCCGAUAAGCGACGCCGUCUCUCAUACGCGACUACAUAUAACUCCUCUAGACGAGUCGCUGCUGGGCGUUGUCGUCCCCUCUUCUGUCCUACCUCGCGCGCGUAACAUCUCCUACCACGCCAUCCAAACCUUCCCCGAGAAGCGAUACGGCUUCGUCGAUCUACCCACCGCAGACGCUGAGAAGAUCAAGAAGAAACUCAACGGAGCUGUGCUGAGGGGAUCCAAGAUGCGCGUUGAGAAGGCUAGACCCGAGUCCAUCCCUAAGCCUACGGGCGAGGCCAACGUAACAGAGGCAAAGAAGGAGAAGAGUAAAUACGAGAAGAAGAAAUCCAAGAAGAGGAAGCGCGAGGCGGAUGUCACCCCUGGCGUUGAACUUGAGAACCGCAAGGUCAAGCGAGGAUGGACAACGUCAGAACGCGAGAUAAUCGAUGAAAAGCGAAAGAAGUCUAAGGUGGAUAAGAAAUCCAAGGACGAGAAGGAGGCGAAGAAGAAGAAACGGAAGGAGGCCAAGUCGAAGUAUACGGAUGGUCCAGAAUGUCUGUUCAAAACUAAACUCCCGGAUACCGGUUCAUCGUCAAAAGCCAACGAAGAGAUUGUGGGGCACAAGAAGAAGAAGAAGCGGAAGAGCGAUCGGGAGGUUGUUAUACAUGAGUUCGAGAAAACCAUAAAGCAUCCCACCUUUCUCAAAAGUAAUGCGGAAAAAUCUACAUCAGAAGCCGUGACGUUUCAGGAUGGUGUUGGCUGGGUGGAUGAGAACGGGAAUGUCGUGGAGCCUGUUGUGAGCAAGAAACGGAACGGUAAUGUUCUAAAGCCCACUGCGGCGGAGUCCCAGUUGCAUAAGGUCUCCCCAUUACCCGAGGCGGAUGGCGACACGAGUAGCAGUGGAUCUUCAUCCGAUGAAUCCGAGGAUGAGGAAGCUAGCGACCAAGAGGCAGAACGUUCAGAUGAGGAGGAAGCUGAGACGAAGGAUUCACCCAAGCCCCCCAAAGUAGACACGCAAGCCAUAAGUAGUCCUGUGUCAAUUCUUAAGGCAGAGUCCGCGAGACCAAAAUCGUCGAGCUCGGUCACAAGUCUCACUAUUAAGAUACCACCUGUCACUCCAGCCGCAGCAAAAGUCCACCCUCUUGAAGCUUUAUAUAAGCGGCCUAGAGGAGACGCAGCUACUCCUGGUGAAGUUGCGAAGGAAGCGCAACCUUUCAGCUUUUUUGACGGGGACGAAGAGGAUGAUGAUCUUGAGGAAGAGAAGGCCAUGGGACCCCCGAGUCAGCCUCCUAUGACCCCCUUCACAAAGCAGGACUUCGAUUUUAGGAAUGUGCGAAGUGCAGCGCCUACUCCAGAUACAGCACAUCCUAGUAGCAAGACGUUCAAUCUCUGGCCAAGGCAGGGAUCCGCCGAUGACGGAGCAGAGGAGGAGGAGGAGGAGGAGGAGGAGGAGGAGGAGGAGGAGGAGGAUGGGAAUGAUGGUUAUGGUAAUGAUGAGAAUGAGGAUACGAUUAUGGCGGGCGUUGAUGAUCAGACCGCUAAGGUUGGCGGCGACAAGGCAGCCCCAAUCAGUGAUUUUCAGAAACAAUUUUGGGAGAGCCGAGGCGAUCUAAACCGGUCGUGGAGGAAACGAAGAAAGGCAGCUUCCAAGGAGAAGCGAUACAGGGAAAACCGUGCUCGUGCAGAGCGAGCAAUCUAAGUUAGGAUCAUCCAGCUUUCAAUACUACAACAAAUCGUCCAGUGCAUUACUUUAUACCUAAGUACGUCUAUGGCUUCAUAUCACAGUCCAUGGCCUUCACGAAACAUCAGGGGUUAAUACUAGAG